UUCAUUUUAGCAGAAGUGACCUGUCUCUUCUAAAUAGUCUCUGAUGCCCGUUCGCCGAUCAACGUGAAUUUAAGUGAGCGUGCGUGUCUCUUUAAGAAACACACUCCUGUUGCACGGAGAGUCUGGUGUUUUUCCACUCACCGUUAUUACAUGCUCUCCCCAUAUAAGACAGAAGUCGAGGGGGAGAGGGCGGAAAUAUUAGUUUCUUUGGCUUGUAGGUUCACCACAAGAAGACAAAAGAACAAGAGACGGACUUGAGCAAUAAUUUGCACAGACAGUAUGGCACAGAAGGAAAAGUUGCAGUGUCUUAAAGAUUUCCACAAGGACACUUUGAAGCCAUCUCCAGGUAAGAGUCCUGGCUCGCGCCCUGAAGAUGAGGCAGAGGGCAAGCCACCACAGCGGGAGAAAUGGGCCAGCAAGCUGGAUUUCGUGCUCUCUGUGGCCGGAGGUUUCGUCGGUUUAGGCAAUGUUUGGCGUUUCCCGUACCUCUGCUACAAGAAUGGCGGAGGUGCAUUUCUCAUCCCCUACUUCAUAUUUCUGUUUGGUGGAGGUUUACCCGUUUUCUUUCUGGAGGUGGCACUCGGACAGUUCACCUCUGAGGGAGGAAUCACCUGCUGGGUGAAACUCUGCCCCAUUUUCACUGGAAUCGGCUAUGCUUCAAUCGUGAUCGUGUCGCUGCUCAACAUCUACUACAUUGUAAUCCUGGCGUGGGGUCUGUACUACCUACUGCAGUGUUUUCAGAACGAGCUGCCUUGGGCUCGCUGUAAACACAGCUGGAACACGGCAAACUGCGUCGAGGACACCGUCCGCAAGAACAAAACCCUCUGGCUCUCCGCCAACGCCACCAACUUCACCUCACCAGUCACUGAAUUCUGGGAGCGGAACGUCCUGAGCAUCUCUUCAGGGAUCGAUGAGGUUGGCGGGCUGAAGUGGGAUCUGGCGCUCUGCCUGCUGGCUGUUUGGGUCAUCUGCUUCUUCUGCAUCUGGAAAGGUGUCAAAUCCACCGGCAAGGUGGUCUAUUUCACAGCCACGUUUCCCUUCCUCAUGCUGAUCGUGUUGCUGGUUCGUGGUGUGACUCUGCCUGGUGCCGCUGAGGGCAUCAAGUUCUACCUUUACCCUGACCUGACCCGUCUGCAUGAUCCAGAGGUGUGGAUUGAUGCAGGCACUCAGAUCUUUUUCUCUUAUGCUAUUUGUCUUGGUGCAAUGACAUCACUGGGAAGCUACAACAAAUACAAGUAUAACUGCUACAGAGACUGUAUGCUGCUUGGAUGCUUGAACAGUGGUACCAGUUUCGUGUCAGGCUUUGCCAUUUUCUCCGUGUUAGGGUUCAUGGCACAAGAGCAGGGCGUGGCCAUUGCCGAUGUGGCCGAGUCAGGUCCUGGGCUGGCCUUUAUCGCAUACCCAAAGGCUGUUACAAUGAUGCCACUGCCAACGGUCUGGGCCAUACUUUUCUUCAUAAUGCUUCUGCUGCUGGGCCUUGACAGUCAGUUUGUAGAAGUGGAGGGUCAGAUCACCUCUCUGGUGGAUUUGUACCCAUCCCUCCUAAGGAAGGGAUAUCGGAGAGAAAUCUUCAUUGCUGUGAUCUGCGUCAUCAGUUAUCUGCUGGGACUCACCAUGGUCACUAAAGGUGGCAUGUACGUGUUCCAGCUGUUUGACUUUUACGCCGCCAGUGGUGUAUGUCUUCUCUGGGUUGCAUUCUUUGAAUGUGUUGCUGUAGCCUGGGUUUACGGGGCUGAUAAUUUCUAUGAUGCAAUAGAGGACAUGAUCGGCUACAGACCCAGUAGUUGGAUGAAAUGGAGCUGGAUGCUGAUCACACCAGUCCUUUGUGUGGGUUGUUUUGUCUUUUCGUUGGUGAAAUACAAGCCGCUCACCUAUAACAAGUUUUAUGAGUAUCCUGAUUGGUCGAUUGGAUUGGGUUGGGCUCUUGCACUGACUUCGAUGAUUUGUAUCCCAAUGAUGGUUGUCAUCAGAAUCAUCCAAUCAGACGGCUCCCUAAUAGAGCGAAUCAAAGCCGUGGCGGCACCUGUUAAAGGAGGCGCGAGCUCUCGUCCAAAAGAGAACAGUCUGAAGAACAGCGAGCUGCUUCACCCUCUGGACCCCAACGGCAUCCACGCCUUCACGAAAAACACCCACACCAUCGUAGAAACUACUAUGUGAGACUCUCUAAGAGAGAUUCCCAUAUUCUUCUCCUCUCUCCUCUCCUAUAGGAGACCCCCCUUUUCCCUCACCCUUCCCCUGAAUUCCUCCCUCUUUCUGCACUAGUAUGAUUCUAGAACAUUAUCAAGAAAAUAUCUUAUAUCGAUAUAUCUUUUUUGCCAGUUAGGAUUUUUAUUGUUAUUGUAAUCACUGAUAUUGUUAUGAAUUGAUGUGAACUUUUCCAUCCGGGGCAGUUGUUUUAUUCUUUAGUGCACUGAUCCGUGUCACGCCAUGUCCUAACCAGGCACGACAAUGUAAACUACAAACGAUAAAGGAAUUUCUUCCAUAUUAAGUUUUUGUUUUUAUUGCACAAGGAGACAAAUUUUGUUGGCCGGUUGCUUUUAAUUUUCAUCUUGCUGGGUAGUCCCGUCCACAGUAAAAUCUCAUUUGUCCUAAUACUGUAUAUCUGAAUAUAUUGAAACAUACUUCAAAUAUAUUGAUUCUAACUUAAAAUCAAUACUUUUUUGCUUUUUAUUUGAGUAUGUCAUCGGGAUUGUGGGACCUUCUACCUUUUUGACUUUUCGUCCGAUUUUCAAAUACUUUCAUUUUGCGAAAAUGACUGACUGCUCAUUAUCCAGCUUAUUACAAGACCACUUGCCAAAUAACAGGAAAUGGACAUGAAACAUUAAUAUGAGUUGAAAUAUUUUAUUAGCUUACUUGUAGAGAUCACAGAGUGAUACGAUAAGUGGGAAAGAUGACUCAAUACCUGGAUGACCGGUCUGAUGUGAUUUAAUCCCCGGAUGUGCGGCUGUUACUCAGACAAAUCAGACCUCUAGAUGGUGCCAUUGACCAAUCAGAAUUGAGUACUCUAGAAAGCUGUGUAAUAAUGUGAAAUAACCUCUGAUUGGCUGUGAUUUUAAACAUUUUGCUUUUAGUGAGAUCUCUUUACGCAGGAGACAUUCCAUGUCACGUCUGGUUGGGAUACGGUCAGCAUCAUUUGAGCAAGAGUGAAAGUUAUUUUUAAGAGUUUAAGAGCUUAAUUUGUUGGCAAAUACAUACAGCAGCAGCAAAACUAAAUGUGUGACAUUAUGAUGUCUGUCAGUGUUUGUGGCAGUAACCUUUGUACAAUGAGAUUCUUAAUGUUCUUUGUAUUGAAUAAAAAUGAAUGUACCUCCGCUUUGAGCGGACGCUUUGCACAGCUUACAAAUACAUACACGUAUACAGUGGGGUCCAAAAGUCUGAGACCACUAAUGAAAAUGCUUCCAUUUAGCAUUUUUCUAAUUUAUAACACUUUAUUACAAAUUCUAUUAUCAGUAUAACAAUUGUAGUUAAAAGAUACAGUAUAUAGAAAAUUAUUAACAUUUCUUCCCAAGUCCCACGUUUGCUAGAAUGACAACAUGCUCUCUGUGUGGCAAGAACGGCACGAGUUUGGGCAAAACCUGAUGAGCAUGUUAUCCAGUAUUAUUUGAGAAUUUUUCAAAGAGCAUCUGGUGUGCUUCAAUGGAAGCAAGGAAUCUGACCUUUUGUACAAAGGAUUUAACAUGGUCAAUGUGAAAACUGUGCUUAUAUUUGAUUAGAAAUCUUAUGUCAUAACAUUUCUUUGUAUAAAAAUGUACAAAAUACUCUAACUUUUAGUUUAUUUACAGGAUUAAAUGGGAUUUUAAAUGUCAGAUGUGGUCUCAGACUUUUGGACCCCACUGGACAUAUAUACACUGCCGUUCAAAAGUUUGGGGUCACUGAAAUGUUUCUCGUGAUCUUAAAAAUCUUUGAUAUGAAGGCAUAUGCUUAAAUGUUUGUAUAAGUAAUUUUGUAGACAAAAAUAUAACUGUGGCACCAUAUUAAUUUAUUUUGUUACAAAUAUAAAAUAUAAUAAAAAAAAAAGGUUUUUGAACUUGAUGACUUGGACCGAAUAAUAAAGAAAAGCAGCCAAUAAGUGCCCAACAUAGAUUGUUGGUUGAGAAAAUGUUCCAUUUCUGUACUUCCAUAGUUUUGAUGACUUUAAUAUUAUCCUUAAACGUGAAAAAUAACAAUAAUAAAGAAUGAGUAAGUGACCCUAAAUUUUUGACCGGUAGUGUAAAAGCAUAAGCAAACCUUUUAUAAACUUUACUUUGUUUUCAAUCUCUCCUUGAACUGUAGUGAUCACAGCAUUUACACACACAUACACACAUGCACACACACACACACACACACACACACACACACACACACACACACACACACACACACACACACACACACACAACACACACAGAGCCAUUCGGUUUAACUUUAAUACUGCAGGCAGCUGUGUACACAUAUAAUAUAAGUAUCAUUUGAUGUUGUAUAAUAAGCAUCAUGUACUGUUACAGAUAUCUGAGAUCUGCUGAUUGCAAACACAACGCAGGGCCGUUUGGCAGCACUUUACUAAUAGCUAAAUUUGUUUAUCACAUGAGCCAGCCUAGCUAGACCACUUAACGCUGUAUCAAUCAGAUUUCAGAAUAAAUGCAGGAAAUCUGGGCUUUAAAUAUUGCCAGAAACACUGCCAUCUCCGCAAGCCCUGUCUGGCCCGAGGCCUGUGGAAUUGUCUCUUGAACCGAGCCAUGAAACCUCUAAAUAUUCAAGCUAAUCACCAACAGCAAAUAACUGCCCUUCAUAAUACCUCUGUGUCAGUAAGUACCAGCCCUAAGGUUGACCCUUUUAAUCCUCUGACCUCAGUGUCUUUGUAUACGUCAACUCAUCUGACCUGACCUAUGACCCUCUUCUAGAUUUAACUAACCCCUCUGUUCAGGGGCGUAGCACCAAAUUUUGGGCCCUGGGUACAAACCAUCUUGCUGGGCCCCCGUACCAAAUAUGUAUGUAUAGAAAACUGACUUCUAAGGGGCCCCCCCUGCCUCGGGCCCUGGGUACUCGGUACCCUUUACCCCCCCAGUCCGACGCCCCUGUAUCCACCAAAACACCCUCUUCCCUCCAAGCUUCCUGAUAAUGGAUAUUUCACCCAAAAAUGGAAAUACUGUUUGCUGGUGUGUUCAAUUAAUUUACUCACCAUCAUGUUGUUCUUCUGUGCAACACAAAUUUAAAUCUUAGACAGUAUGUUAGCCUCAGUCACCAUUAACUUUCAUUGCAUCUUGGUUUCAUACAAUGAGAGUAAAUGGUGACUGAGGUUGUCCUACACUUAAAUGAUGACAGACUUUCCAUUUUGGGGCAAACUAUCCCUUUAAGCAAGUGUUUGCUCAUUUGUAAUAUUUUCAUUUAUCUAAAAUUGGCCUUUUUGUAUUUCAAGAAUUUUAUACUGUACCUGAUGUGAUUGGUCAUUUGUCUAUUUUUUCUGAAUGUGUUCAGAAAUGUAUAUUUAAAUGUUGAUUAGUGUGAGCCUAAAUGCAACUUGCAGUGUGCAAUAUUUGUAAACAAGUGGCUUUGUCCAUUUUUUUAUUAUCAUUUCUGCUGGAAAAUAUGUGACUAAGGUUAAAACCAGACAUUCAAGAAACAAUUUUUUUCAUUCACAUAAAUAAAUGGGUUACUCUUUGCUGUACGAUAAGAUAACUUGAAUAAAACAAAUGAAAUCUGGUAAAAACCAAAGUAGUUUUGUGAUGAACAUCAUUCAAGGUGCAUAUUGCAACUUUCAGAUACAAAAUAAAAAAUGUUGAAU
Xyrauchen texanus (razorback sucker) is the source of this 5761-nucleotide messenger RNA. RefSeq names its product sodium- and chloride-dependent taurine transporter-like. Gene Ontology annotation, cellular component: plasma membrane. The transcript is spliced from 14 exons. Gene Ontology annotation, biological process: neurotransmitter transport; sodium ion transmembrane transport; taurine transmembrane transport. The coding region runs from base 280 to 2157 and encodes 625 amino acids. The record is from RefSeq and is a predicted model, not a curated record. Lineage: Eukaryota; Metazoa; Chordata; Actinopteri; Cypriniformes; Catostomidae. Gene Ontology annotation, molecular function: taurine:sodium symporter activity.